AUGACCGACCCACAGCACGUCGCAAAGGAGCAGGAGGCUCAGGAAGCACGCUUCGAGGACUUCAUCAAGAAUCCUCGAGCAUACGCCAAUCCUCCGGCACCUCCUCCCGCUCCUCCAGCAACUCGUCGCAUUGAGUUCAUCGGUCGCGAUGGCCAGGAUGGUACUGAGCUGGACUUGAGAGCGAGACUCGGGCCUCUUCGAGGAUACUAUCCUGGUGGAAAUGACGCGGAGGAAGCUGUCCCGAUGCAGGACCUGCCGGACUCUUUCUUGUCGGAGGAGCAGCGCGCUGCCAGAGAGGCCAUUCCCGCCCCACCGCCCCAGCAGCCAGCCAUGAGGCCCCAACCCACGCCUCUCCUCUACACCUACAUCAGCGCCGCCUCCCUCCGGCCGCCACCUUCCACGCAACCGAUGGCCAACAUGCCCCUCUACGCCAUCAUGCACGACCCGGGAUCAGACAUCCGGAACCGCCCUCCCGCCAACGUGCAGCCGCCCAUCAACAUGGAGCUCGGCCUGGUGGAAAUCUGCACCUUCAUGCCCGACUGGCUCCUCGUCCCCGAGCUCCUCGUCCGCCUGAUGCGCAACGGCGCCGACGCAACCAUGCUGGCUAAGAUCGAGCUGAGCGCGACUAACCAGCUCAGCUCCACCAACCUCAACCGGCGACGUCACAGCAUCGCGGAGCGCAUGGGCAAGCAUGGCAAAGGGAGGUUCGACAUCCCAUGUAACCAGGUCUGGGACUUCGCCUACGCCCAGAAUGCCGGCCCAGAGAACGAUCUCACGGUCAGCAGCUGGACGAACCCGACGGGUGAAGCUUGGGGCUCGUGGAAGCUGGUGAGCAUGUACAGCCAGGUGCCAAGGGAGAACUGGCCAAAGGGCGAGGAUCGGAUGCUGUUCACGCAGUGUAUGGAGUUUGCGGCUGCCUUUCCAGCAAAGGAUCUAGACACCUCGCAUAUCCCGUGGAUUGUGCAGACCCUGCGCCUGCAGCAACCAGCAGCGCCUGUCCAGCGCAAUCGGGAUCAGGCGGCAGUGGCGAGGUUCAGUAUCCCGGAUCCAAGCGAGUAG
Molecule: messenger RNA, 1059 nt
Organism: Zasmidium cellare ATCC 36951
Lineage: Eukaryota; Fungi; Ascomycota; Dothideomycetes; Mycosphaerellales; Mycosphaerellaceae
Exons: 3
Coding region: 1-1059 (352 amino acids)
Source: RefSeq, a predicted model, not a curated record